UUUGCAUUUUUGUUAGUUUUAAUUAUUUAAGGUAUUGAUUAAUCUUCACUACUAAAUUAAAAUGGCAUCGAAUGGCAGCGAAUUUGAACCGCUAGAUGAGGAAAUACGAGAACUUUUACAAAAUUAUAAAUUUAAAAAAGCGACCGUUUACGAGCCAUGUACGAACACAAACAUCAAGGAAUGCUUAAUUGGACUAACUGAGGAGUUAGAACUUUUAAAUAUUAGUUAUGUAUUUAACCCAUAUUUCGACAUCACUACGACACUACAUCCUGAGGCACUUGUGAAGCUUGUUAAUGUUGUUUGGACACUAUUGCAUUACCAUAAAACGACCGCGGAGAAGGCUGACAGAUUAGUUGAAGAAAACCAUGUACUAGAACACCUGAAUAAGCAGUUAAAUAGCACUGUUGACAAACUAAAUCAAAAAGUAAAUACUGAAAAACAUGAGGCCAAAACAUGUACGGCAGCUGCUCGCAGGGUCUCCGAUCAUUCAGAUGAAAUUAUUCACAGUUUGGCUGAAACAAAAGCAAGAUUGGCACAAGUUAAUAAGCAAAAGGAUACUAUGGAAAAUAGUUUGCGACAUGAAAUCAUCCGACUAAAAAUGGAAAAUGAAAAGUUAUUAGACAGGCUGAGGAAUAAAACUGGCUUCACAUCUUGCAGUGACGUGUGUGACUCUACAGUAAUGCAGUUGAAAGAACGAGACAGGAGGCAGCAAGCAUUGAUUAGCAAACUACAGUGCAACAUUCAGAACCUGAUCAAAGAGGUUGUGGCAAUGAAGGAAAAAAUUAUUAUUCUUGGAAUUGAAUAAUAUUGUACUCCAUUACCUAAUCAAGUUUCAUACUAAUCAUUCAAUCUUACCUGUGGUCAGUAUUUUAGUUAUAAAGUUUUGAUAUA
Messenger RNA from Cydia amplana, 891 nucleotides. RefSeq lists its product as uncharacterized. The record is from RefSeq and is a predicted model, not a curated record. The transcript has 4 exons. The coding region runs from base 62 to 805 and encodes 247 amino acids. NCBI's taxonomy places the organism in Eukaryota, Metazoa, Arthropoda, Insecta, Lepidoptera, Tortricidae.